AUGACGUCCUCCUCUCUCGCUCCCCUGGAAAUAUCCACCUCCUCCCUCUCCACUUUCACCCCAACCCGUAUACUAUCAGAAACCACUUCGACUGGAUCCAUGUACGUGUUGGGCACAUUGCAUGAUCUACCUACGAUCGUACAUCUCCAAAAGACCGUAUUGGGAUCUGACAAAGUAGGAGAGAGCUUGAGGGGAUUGGAGAAGUUGAAUGUGUUUCUGGAGAAUCAGCCGUAUUUCUCAACCCACGCCUGGCUUCGUCCCACACCAGAUCGAGCCCCAGAUCUUCAGAUAAAGAUUAUAUGCCCAGCGACCGAAACUCACAUCAAGAAGUAUUCCGAGCAAGAGAGGUAUAUGGUGCAUGAGACUCCGCAGAUGUAUGAGAAGGUGGUAUUGGAUUAUAUCAAUGGGUUUGAUGAGAGUAGAUUAGGAUGGGUUUAUGCCAUCCUCGAUGGAAAGAAAGAAGCGGACCGUAUACUAUAUCGAAAAGAAGGUGAAGAUGGAUUCGUAAUUUUACCGGACCUGAAAUGGGAUCAAACGUCGAUGAACGCUUUGUACCUCACCGUCCUCGUUCAGACUCGUACUAUCAAAUCACUCCGAGAUCUCACACCUUCACAUAUCCCUUUACUGAACAGUAUCAAACAAGCUGUAUACCAAACUGUCAAAGAUAAGUAUGGAGUGGGUUCGAACAAGUUGAGGUUGUUCGUUCAUUAUCAACCUUCUUAUUAUCAUUUCCACGUGCAUGUCGUUCAUAUAGACGCUGAACCCACUAACGGAAUGGCGGUGGGGCAAGCCCACAUGUUAGAUGAUUUGAUCUCUUUGCUGCAACUUUCACCAUCUACCGGGCCCUCAAUUCUCGCUCAAAAGACAUAUACGUACCCACUUGGGGUGGAACAUGGUUUGUUCGGGGGGAUGAAAGAUGCUGGAGCAAUUGCCUUCGAUUAG
Messenger RNA from Kwoniella botswanensis, 942 nucleotides. RefSeq lists its product as uncharacterized. Gene Ontology annotation, biological process: deadenylation-dependent decapping of nuclear-transcribed mRNA. NCBI's taxonomy places the organism in Eukaryota, Fungi, Basidiomycota, Tremellomycetes, Tremellales, Cryptococcaceae. The record is from RefSeq and is a predicted model, not a curated record. Gene Ontology annotation, cellular component: nucleus; P-body. Gene Ontology annotation, molecular function: hydrolase activity; RNA 7-methylguanosine cap binding. The transcript has 6 exons. The coding region runs from base 1 to 942 and encodes 313 amino acids.